AUGGGUGGAAUUAAUAGUUGUUUGCCAUCAUCAAAAGGUACAUCAGAUCGUCCUCGUCGUCGUUAUGUCUUAUCAAAAAAACGACAUGAUCAACCAAGUUCCAAUAUUCCAAUAAAUACAAAUAAUAAUAUUAAUAAUAAUAAUAAUAAUAAUAAUACAAUAAAUUUAAAUCAAGUAUCUGAAGAUGAACUAUUACUAUUACCUGGUAUUAAUCGUCAAUUAGCUCAAAAUAUUGUUCAAUAUCGUCAAUUAAAUGAUGGUUUUAAAAGAGUCAAUGAACUUUUAUAUGUAAAUGGAAUAAAUCAUGAUUUAUUUGAACGUAUUCGAUAUGAUUUAUCGAUUGAAUCAUUAUCACCACAAAUUAAACAAGAACUUAUUAAUAUUAAUUCAGCAUCACAUAAUGAAUUAUAUUCAAUACCUGAUUUAACACCAAUACUUAUACAACGAAUAAUACAACGACGUGAACGAAAAGGACCAUUUCGUUUUAUUGAAGAUUUACUUAAAGUUAAAGGAAUUGAUUAUGUGAUUCUAGCUAGUAUACGUCCAUAUAUUACUGUUGAUUAUCGACAAAUGCCAUCAUCAGUUAGUCAAUCAUCUAUUCUUGAUCCAUCAAAUAAUAAUCUUUAUCCAACAUUAAAUAAACCGAAUCUUAAUACAACAUCUGAUUCACUUUCUCUUGCAUCAUUAUUAUUAGAAACUUUACCACCUGAAUUACAAACAAUACUUUUAUCAAUGACACCUCAACGUCCAUUAUCGAUUUGUAAAGAUAACCAGACAUAUUUUCGUUUUGCUUCAUGGAAUUUACAACAACUAACAAAUGAAAAAGUACAAAAUCCAGGUGUAAGAGAAGUUGUUUGUCGAAUUAUUCUUGAAAAUAAUUUUUCAUUGAUCGGUAUUCAAGAAAUAGGAAAUAAAGAAGCAAUUGGAUAUAUUGUUGAAGAAUUAAAUAAUCCAACAAUACCUCUAAUUAAAGAUUGGCCUAAUCGUCAAAAUGGAAAAUGGAACUAUACAGUUAGUGAUGCUGCUGGUCGAAUGUUUCAGGGAAAUGAAUAUUUUGGUUUUAUAUAUGAUGAAUCAAUUGGUAUUGAAUUAAAACGAGCUUCAUUAUUACCAUUUAAAAAUUAUUUUACACGUUCACCAUAUAUUGUCAUAUUUCGUAUAUAUAAUAAAUAUGAAUUUGUUUUUGUUAAUAUACAUUUAAAAGCACGAAGAUUAGAUGAAAAUGAAAAUGAAAGAACAAAAGAUGAAGCUUUAUCAUUAUCAAUAUUAGCUGAAGCUAUGAAUGAUACUGUUGAACAACAACAUAUUGUUAUUUUUGGUGAUUUUAAUAUGAUUCCAUCAGCAUCAGAAUUUGAUGCAUUAAUUCAACGAAAUUAUUCUUAUAUUAUUCAACAAAAUACAAAUAUUAGUAUGAAAACACCACAAGGAUCAACAUGUGUGGAUAAUAUUUGGCUUUCUCCUGAAGCUAAAGCUUUGAGUACUGAUAAAUCAGGCGUUAUUCGAGAUAAUCUUACGAGUAUGUGGAUACCUGCUGGUUGGACAUGGGGUGGUUUAGUGAGUGAUCAUUGUCCGAUUUGGAUUGAAUUUGAUUUAUCAUAA
Molecule: messenger RNA, 1599 nt
Organism: Adineta steineri
Lineage: Eukaryota; Metazoa; Rotifera; Eurotatoria; Adinetida; Adinetidae
Source: the annotation of a GenBank genome assembly